Molecule: messenger RNA, 1865 nt
Organism: Trichobilharzia szidati
Lineage: Eukaryota; Metazoa; Platyhelminthes; Trematoda; Strigeidida; Schistosomatidae
Source: the annotation of a GenBank genome assembly
AUUUCCCAAAUGACAUGUCUCAUCCCACUGCCUCAUCUAGCAUGUCUACAAACUACUUCUUAAGUUUAGCGAUUGUUUGUUUGCAUGUUUAGAUUUCCUAUAGAAAAAUUUUAUGCAGUCGUGAAUACGUAUGAAAAUGCCUACUUAAUGUCUGUAUGUCUAUCCUAUUGUCUACCUUAGUGACAAUUUAGAUAUGUGUAUACCUUUCACCCCAAAUAUUUAUGACUUAUAUAUAUAUAUAUACGUAAGUAUUCAGAAAUACUGCCAUUUAAAAACAUGAGUGUGGUCGUAGCAGUGAAAUCAGUUAUUUGAAACAUUUGGUGUGAAAUACUUAUUAAAUAAAAAAAACUCACGUACACACUACAUAAUAAUGAACAUUGCAUAAUUAUUUAACGCUAUAAUGAUAAUUUGACUGCAGUACGCUGAUCACAUACUGUCAGACUGUAAACUAUGUCCUGGAAUUUAUACUUCGCAUAUUUUUUAAUAACUAUUGCAAUCUGUACAACGCAUACACUUUCCCUACCUUCGAGUGGCAAAAAUUAUGAGAGUUCUUUUCCAAGCAUAAGAGAAGACAUUGAUAAGGAUGGCUAUGAUAAUGCUUUGAACAGUGAAAAUGUACUAUUAUCAUUAGCACCGCUUUACAAGCCAAUAUCAUCGUCAAAAGUGUCAACGACAACGGAUACCCUAUCAGCUUUAUCAAUACCGAAUGAAGAGGAACUCCUUCAGUUGCAAUCAGCACUGAGCGCACAAGUUACUUCUGAGAUCAGUAGAGCUAUACAACUGGAGCAAGAGGCAAGUGAAUCUGUUCAUCAAGCUGAAUCACUACAAAAAGCAGCUUUAGAGGCUAAAAAUCGGGCUAAAGUUGCACGUGAAGUAUUACAGUCACUGAAAUCACUAUGGAACAAUGACAAGCGUGCUAACAUUUUAGAUGAUGAAUCCGAUAAAAUCAGGGAAAACAACAUUAUGGUACCAAUCAUAGAUCAUGAUUACUUAUUAGACGAACGAAAAAUCGGUCCCAUCGAUAAUGAUUACCGAGCUGUCAACGAAGACAUUUACGACAAAAUAGCCCAGAGCCAUAACUAUGGAAAUGAUGAAGAAAUGGUUAAUUUGGAAGAUACUACUACCAGCAGUCGAUACAAGAGGCGAAAAAAUUUGCCCAGUUUACCUAAAGAAUUCACUCAUUUUGAUAAUGAUGACAUUGACACUGUGGACUUACUGAAGAAUUCUGAACAGAAUACAAGACGUUUAAGCGAAGCGGAACAGCUAACACUGGAGAAGAUACGUUUAUAUAUAUUGAAACAAUUAAUACAUAAGCAAAAAGAGGAAGAAGGACUACUGAACGAACCAUAUUAUCCUCGUCAUCAGUUUGAUAUUGAAGACGACGAUCACAAUGAUGCAGAUAGAAAUUCCUAUGUAAACCAUAGAAACAGAUAUUAUCAUAGUCGUCAUACACGACCAAGCAACCUUGAUUAUCAACUUUCAGAAAGUGAUAUACAACCGUGGCUAGUGAUAAACAAGCCAGAAGAUGAUGAGAACUAUGUGAAUAGUGAAGAUGAACCGCAUAUCUAUGGAAUGCCACGACAUUUACUAAGGCAAGUGGAUUUAAACACGAUAAACAAUGAAGAUCCACUUUUAUCCAUAUAAAAUGUUUUCAGCUAUAUAGAAAGUAAAAGAAAACUGAAAAAACUCCACGUCCCUUCAUAUAUAUAUAUAUAUACAUGUGCAGAAAUGAACAAAAAAUACACCAAUUUGAAUAAUAAAAAUAAAACAAAGUCACUUUCUCACUUUAACUUCUUUUCAAUGGUCAUGAAAAAGUAGUUCUCCAUAAAACUUAUACAGGAAGAUGAACAGCUUUGAGAAAUGAA